Messenger RNA from Guyanagaster necrorhizus, 1732 nucleotides. RefSeq lists its product as uncharacterized. The coding region runs from base 221 to 1621 and encodes 466 amino acids. Lineage: Eukaryota; Fungi; Basidiomycota; Agaricomycetes; Agaricales; Physalacriaceae. The record is from RefSeq and is a predicted model, not a curated record. The transcript has a single exon.
AUGUUCUGAGUCUGAAGCUUCCUCCAAAAGGGAGAGACUGGAGACAAGAGUGGAGGGCAUCUAGGACCAGUACCACCACCGCGACGUCUUGGUGGAAAGUUUACUUGUUGCGUUUAAUACUGCCUGAUGGUAUGGCAUUCGUGCCGAAGUUUCCGGACAUGAAGGGUGACUUUCGGCGGAAUUCGGCCGACUAAGUAUCGCCUACUCAUUUGUUGUACAGAUGCCCAUGGUGGACGAAACUGCAGGCAGCCCGGCAGCAGCUCCACAAGAAAAUACGCCUCGUUCUACAUCUAUCAACAAUGGCGCCAACUUACUCAUGGAACUUUUCUCCACCGAACUCGCCGGUACAAUGAGCAGCAUCCACAUGGCACAUAAGCUGCAGUUAGAAGCUGCAAAGACGUCGGAGGACCUUCGUACCGCAGAGCUCGAGAAGGCGCUGACAGCCCGUGAAUGUGUGUUGGUGGAGGCACGGGCGAGGGCUAACCAAGCGUCAGAGGAAAUUGCAGAACUCCUUUGUACCCACCAGCAACUUCUUCAGGAACUCUCGGAUUUUCGUUGCGCCGCCGAUAUCUCGAGAAAGACAUCUAGCGAGGUAUCAGAGCAAGAGAUUACUUCACUCGUUUCGGAUCGAGAUGACGCGCGGUCACACGCUGCAGCUACGCAGGUAGAGGUACAACAACUCCAGAAUGAGAUGGCUGAGCAGAAGCGGGAACGUGAUACUCUAACUGAGCGUAUCACGAAGCUCGAAGGAGAAUUGGACUCUAUCCGAGCAGAUUACAAGAAAGCCGACGUAGAGAGAAAACAGGCCAGAUACGACGCCGCCCAGGCCCAAGGAGUACUUGCCGAACUGAAGAACGCGCUGGGGACGAUUGGACUAGAAUAUGUCCAAGAGGAUACUAAAUUUUAUUUGUCCAAGGAAAUUGGGUCGCAUGUAACAAACCUUUUCAAUCAGGGACAAAAGGCUCAGUCGAUCUCUCAAGCAUUGGCAUCCAUACAGGGCAAGCCUGAGAGCACGAAGGAACCUCUAUCGCCCGACGCACUAUCUCCCUUCAAUCUCACCAUGUUCAUCACCAUCAUGAAAGACAUUCUAUCUGACGUCGCGGUUGCCGGCAGCGGUUGGGAGGUGCUAUGCCGUUCGAAGGAGAAGGAGGGGAAUGCAUUGCGGGAACACCGCGAUACCCUUUCCACCCAGCUGUCGAGAGUGAAGGAAGCCAAGGAAUCAGCUGUGAAAGAGUGGACGGAGAUUAAAGCAGCUCUUGGUAUUGCUGGCCUGGCGUAUACAGACACUAACGCUAUUGUUUUCACGAAAGGCUUGGUGUCUUCCCUGAAGGAGCUCACGCCAAUGAAAGAGAAGUUGAAGAAGACGGCCAAUACACUGAGUUCCAGGGAUCCUAGUAGCGACCUUCAAGCGCUUAUUCAGGUUCCAGAACCGAAGCUAUCCACGCCUCAGAAUUUAAUAGCUUCCAUGCGCAAGUGGUUCGCCGUCGCGCAAGCCCUUGGCGAUGUUUCAUUAGCAUUGUGUCUGUCCAAAGAAGAGGAGAUCACCGAACUCUCAGUAGGGAGGAUUUUGCAGCAAGAUGAAAUUCAGCUUAAUGAGCAAAUAAAGGGCACUGAAAGUUAGCAGUAUCUAUAUCUCUCAUUUUCGAAGUACUAAUGAAAAGUAUCUUCUUACAGCUCAACUAAAGGAAUUCGAUGUACAAAUCCAGAACGAGCGCUCUUCGUCUGUUUCGAC